This is a messenger RNA of Anoplopoma fimbria (sablefish), 587 nucleotides long. Its product is annotated as histone H2A-like. The transcript has a single exon. NCBI's taxonomy places the organism in Eukaryota, Metazoa, Chordata, Actinopteri, Perciformes, Anoplopomatidae. Gene Ontology annotation, molecular function: DNA binding; protein heterodimerization activity; structural constituent of chromatin. Gene Ontology annotation, cellular component: nucleosome. The record is from RefSeq and is a predicted model, not a curated record. The coding region runs from base 34 to 417 and encodes 127 amino acids.
UCUUCUCUCCAGCAAAACAACAAAACAACCAACAUGUCCGGAAGAGGAAAGACCGGCGGAAAGGCCAGAGCGAAGGCGAAGACCCGCUCUUCUCGGGCCGGCCUCCAGUUCCCCGUCGGCCGUGUCCACAGACACUUGAGGAAGGGUAACUACGCCCAGCGUGUCGGUGCCGGAGCUCCGGUGUACCUGGCGGCGGUGCUGGAGUACCUGACCGCUGAGAUCCUGGAGCUGGCUGGAAACGCUGCCCGCGACAACAAGAAGACCAGGAUCAUCCCCCGUCACCUGCAGCUGGCCGUCCGCAACGACGAGGAGCUCAACAAGCUGCUGGGCGGAGUGACCAUCGCUCAGGGCGGCGUGCUGCCCAACAUCCAGGCGGUGCUGCUGCCCAAGAAGACCGAGAAGGCCGCCAAGAAGUAGAGACGACCCGGCUACACACACCCACACAACGGCUCUUUUAAGAGCCCCCACAUCCACUAAAGAGAGAGACUCAUGUUUACCUAAUGCACUGAAUGCAUGUUUUAGUCAAAUAAAUAAGAUUAUCACACUUUAUCUUUAGGUUUCUUUAUUCACAUUAUACAGUUUAUUUA